CCCUGCUCUCACCCCUUCCCGCCUGCAUCUCCUCCUCCGCCAGACUCUUCACCCCUCCACGCGGCGGCGGCGGCGGCCCCCUUCGGCGGCCCGGCGAUGUACGCCGCGGCCGCCGUGGCCGCGGUUGGUGCCCGCAGCAUCUUCACGUACAACCGGGGCAACUUCAUGUACGACAGGAAGAUGCGGCAGAAGCAGGAGUUCAGCGUGCUGAAGUUCCGCACCAUGCAGGCGGACCUGUGGCGGGAGGACGUCCGGACGCUCGUGGAGCUGACCGUCGGCAAGAUGGACUCCUACACCAUCGUGUCCGCGCUCCUCUUCGAGUUCUGCGGGGAGCUCUUCGGGCCGGGGCACCUCGACCCGGGGACGCCGCAGUGGCUGCUGUGGCUGUACAUGCUGGCGCUGUCGGGGGCCUUCGUCUACUUCUUCCUCGGCGUCUUCUUUGCGAUGCAUGCCUCGGUGGCCGCCUCGGCCGGCUCCGCGCGGCUGCUCACGCAGCUGGUGAGGCUGCCGGUGCCCAGUUGGUACCAGCUGGAGGGGAUGCGGACCUACGGCGAUUCCGUGGAGGCCCUGGGCGCCAGCAGCCUACUGCGUAUCCCCUUCGUCUCGCCCGCCGCACCCCAACGCCCGCAGCCCCGCGCGCGGGGACGCCCUCGGGCGCGGCGAGGACCCAGACCCACCGCGGGAAACCCGCCGGGCGGUGGUCCGCAGAGCGUCGACCCGUGGGACCUCGAGGCGGACGGGAGGCACGUGUACGAGCUGCAGCAGAGGCCCACGGGGGAGCUGCGCCACGUGGACCUCGUCCGGCGAGCCGCGGCCACGUGGCAGGGCUUCGAGGCGUUCACCCGCGUGUGCAUGACCAUGGGCACGAUCCAACUGCUUUACGCAGUCUCCUACUACGUCAUCGGGUACGUCCUGGUCCAGGACGGAGAGGUCUACGGUGCAUUGUUUGUCGCUGCGAUUAUGACUUGCAGCAUCGCUGUGAUCGUCCGGCUGGACGUGUCUCUCACGGCAGAAGAGUUCUAUGUCGUCAUGGCGUUGGCCUUCUCUGGCCCCCUGUCUGCCUUAAUCGCGGGGUAUUGGUGGUGCAAGUACGAGGCACAGUUGUCUGUGUGCGCGCUCAUGAUAUUGCCCCUGUCGUUCGCUGCCCACGGGGGGCUCCUUGCCUACGUGCUCCAGAUCAUGAGCAUACAGGAGCAGCCAAACCGCACCCUGCUGCCCAUGCGGUGGCGGACGGUGCUCUAUCUUGACGUCUUCGGUUGGCUGGCUUCGGACUCGGCGCCGGAUGGCCCGAGGGAGGCCGGGGGCUACGAGAAGGCGUUCCGGCGCGCCGACGACGGCGCUUACGUGCCAGCUGGUGAGCCCGACGCUGGCAGCCUGUGCAGCGAGCAGCGCGCGCAGGACGACGACGAGGACACGGACGCGAGAUCGGUGGACGAGCACGUGGGAGCGGCCAGCGGCAGCAGCCUCGAGGGCGAUGCUCCCUGGAGCUCCGUGCCCGAGUUCGACAUCGGCAGCCCGCCCCGGCCAGUGCGGCCCGAGAGCAGGGGGCCUCUCUCGCCCCGCACGCAGCACAGCAUGUCCCACUGCACCAGACACGUCAGCGAGCACGUGGAGGGCGUCGGCGCCCCGGGCGCCGUCCACGACGCCCACGGCGAGGCGUUCGACGCGGACACCUACUUCCCGGCACAGAAUGUGAAGAGUAGCCAGGAGCAGGACGAGGCCGUGACUGGGCACGACAAUUUUCGCGGCAUGGCCCCCUGGUUCGUCUUCAGAAGCAUCACGCGGCUGCUGGCCUUCUUGUAUUUUUUGGGAAUGUUUUGGUGCUUGGGGCGGGUGUGCGGCUUCCCCGACUUCCACCUGCCGCCGCUGCCCUUCAAGGUGCUGCUCAAGGAGCCCACCCAUGAGGGCGCGGCGGAGGACCGCGGCUCCCAGGACCAAGCCGAGGAGUCGCAGCAGCAGCUGGGCGAGGACAGCGACCCGCUGCAGGUGCACGAGGCACCUCGCAGGCUCUUGCAGCUGCCCCAGGGGGAGCGCCUGGACGUGCAGUGGCCGCGCGGCGAGCUCGGCUCUCCGCCACGCGCGCUGAGCUGCGACGCCAGUGGGCAGUACCUGGCGGUGGCCGACGGAUUUGGGGUCUACUCCGCACGGCUCGCGGAGCAGGAGCUUGUGGCACCCAACGCGUCCGCGAGGUUCAUCUCACGAUUCGCUCAGGCACCCGCCUGCUCGGCGCUGGACGGCCAGUCGCCACGAGACGUGAGCAUCGUGUGCGCCAACGCUGACGAGCGGCAUGGUCCUCCGCAACACUGCGCCGCGGUGGUGAUGUACGCGGACGGUGGGGCCUCGCUCGUGGAGUGCCCCUUACCCGGAGCACCGGGCAGCCGCGAGCGGCGCGAGCAGUUGGGCCCCAAGGCUACGGGCCACGACACCACCAGUGCCGCAGGAUUGGCCUGGCGUGUCCCCGCAGGCUGGCUGGACGAAGCCACCAGUGAGCAGAUAGAGUCGUUCGCUGUGGACAGCAGGUGUGCGGCCGCCCGCGGCGACUCGGUGACGUUCUCUCCAGGCUUGCCUGGCUGUGUGCUGGUCAGCACCUCCAGGGGAAGGCUCGCGCUGUUGCGCCCGCACGUCUCGCGUGGGGCCCAUGUGUUGGUGCCGCUGUGGGCACUGUCACUGCCGUACGGCCCGCGGCUAGCCCUGCCGAUGCCAGGCGGCUCCCUGCACAUCCUGCCGGGCGGCCUGGCGUUGGUGCUGGCGCGGCCCCCUGCCCCUGUCACUCGGGAUGCCCGCAGCAGGAAGAAGCGCGCUGCCGCACGUGCAUCGCAGGGCGCCCAUUCCUUGGCGCCGCUGCCGUACCUGGUGCUGGCCGUGAGCCUGGAGACGGGCACCGUCGUGGGCAGCUGGGCCCUGCCGCAGGGCGCGAAGUGGUCCGCGGUCUGCGGCGGGGACCGCUGGCUGCUGGCCUUGGGCAGCGCAGAGCUCCCCGAGGGCGGUGGCCGCACCAGCAGGGCGGACACGUCGGUCUGGCGCUUCCCGAUGCCGCGCGAGCUUGCGCCGCCGGCGGCCCCCGCGCCCGAGGCGGCGUCGGCCUGA
Molecule: messenger RNA, 3087 nt
Organism: Prorocentrum cordatum
Lineage: Eukaryota; Dinophyceae; Prorocentrales; Prorocentraceae
Source: the annotation of a GenBank genome assembly